Molecule: messenger RNA, 4230 nt
Organism: Guillardia theta CCMP2712
Lineage: Eukaryota; Cryptophyceae; Pyrenomonadales; Geminigeraceae
Exons: 9
Coding region: 1-4230 (1409 amino acids)
Source: RefSeq, a predicted model, not a curated record
AUGACUGGGGCAGCGCCGAGCGCAGAAGAUGUCGAAGAUUAUGAGGACGAGUUUGAGGAGGAAGAGGAGGAGAAUAAGAACGCAAUGAAUAAGGAGAAGGAGAAGGAGAAGGAGAAGGAGAAGGAGAAGGAGAAGGAGAAGAAAGAGGUCAAGAAGGAUGAUGGCCACAGUAUCUGUUACUUCAGAAACGAAAUGGAAGUCUUUAUCAAGGACGCCAACGACCAGACGCGUGUGGUGUAUUUCGAAUAUGAUGACAAGUAUGGGGGAGACAAGGAACAAACGUUUGUUUGCCAGAAGCAAGAGGACUGGGAGGAUGUUUUGGCGAUGCUGGAUGAAGAUCAGGAGUAUCUCAAGGGAGAACUGCCGGUCAGGCUGAAGAAGGACUUUUGCUUCAGCCUGUUUGAGGGGGAAAAGCUCCUCAAGGAGGUGUUCGUCCCAGAGAAGUGCAAGUGGGAGGACUUUCUCAAGAUAGCGAAAGAUUCCCUCAAGUUUGCGAUUGAUGGUUUCAUCUAUGACAUCGAGACAGGGAAAGACCCAGAAUAUGACAUAGAUUGCAAGACCAAGGAUGAAUGGCUGGAUGUCAUAGAUAUGAUGAAUGAUGAUUUCCACGAGCUGUACGGAUGUUUAGAGGUCGACAUUUUGAGGGCGAAGGCGGGUGCAGAGCAGCACGGUGAGAAGGAUGCAAAGAAGGAUGCGCAACCCAAGGUCGUGGAGGUUGAAAGCUCAGUCAUCCCUGCGGAGGAAACGAACAGGACUUUGCAUGAUCUGGUAGGGCAGGCCGCUGCCAAGCUUCCCGCUGCUCGAGACCAAAUCCUGACAGACUGUCUCACACACGAAGACGUCAAAACAGGAGUUAUACCUGCUCUGAAGCUCAACCAGAUCUUGCAAUCGAAUCUUGGGUGUUCCGAAACAGUAGCACAAGAGAUUCUGCAAAAAUUUCCAAGGUGUAUACAUGGGCCUCGGCAUGAAAACGUUGAUUUCAGAAUGUGGGCUCGGAAUGCUCGUAUCUUUACAGAUCAUGACAAGGACGUCUUCAAACAGCUACAUGACAAGAACAUGCAGAGAGCAAGAUUUUCGCUCCUGCAGAAUAUGAAGCGUACGAGAGAAAUUCUGAAAGAGGAUGAACAGGCUUCGCUAUCACAACUCGAAAACUCUUUGAGGCAGCAUGGCGGCGACAUUGUGAGCUCUGAAUUGGUCCGGCCGUUGAUCGAGUCCUUCAGCUCACUGCAGAAGAUACAAGGUUCUAAGUUCAGGGAAUGCAUCACCGGCCUGAAGAUCACUGACUGCCACCGACUGGUCAUGGAAAGCGUUGACUAUCACAUGAUGCUACACUUUUCGGAAUCUGCGAACACACUCAUUGAGGAAAGCAAGAAGUUGGAUGAGGAUGCUGUCAUCUCUGUCGACAAGUUCUGCGAGUUGUUUGGUAAUGUACCCCAAGACUAUCUUUCCAUCAUCUUUGGUCUGGAGCAGAAACCGAAGAGUGCAAAGAUGCCUUGCUCUGUCCUGUUCCCGUACAUUGCAAAAACACUCUCUGCGGUAACAGAUGAAGGUCAAGUCAACGCCAAGAAAGUAGCGCAAGAUCUGGUCAUUCUGCACGCUUCAGAGAUCGAUGCGAUACAAAGAUGCAGCUCUCUGAAGCUGCAGAAGGCCAGACGUAGAAUUCUGGUCAACCGGGACGAGAUCAAAAAGAAGGUUACCUCCAAAGAUGACGAGGACCAGUUUUUCGAUAUUCUGACCGAACAGGAUGCAAAAUGGCGCCUAGAAGAUGAUGAGGCAGACUUGUUGAUAGGGGAUACACUCAAGUUGGAUCAGGAUGGCAACAAAACACGCGAUGUCUUAGAAUAUAUGGAGGGCCUUACGUUUAAAGACUUAUGGUCAAAGGAUCUCAAACCCUCCUUGAUCGAAGUCUUGAAUAAUUUCGAUGAGAUCGAAGGCAAGAUCAUUUCUGCGAACGGCACCAACUACUACAUGGAAAUCGGCUCGCUGGAAGACAUUUUAUCAGAGGCUGGCUUCAACGAAGCGGCCAUUGAUGACUUGGUUGAAGCUGUAAAUGCCUCCGGGUUCGCCAAGUAUUUUCCAUGGAGAACAUUUCUCUACCUCAAGUUUCAAGUGCUAAAGCCAUCGGAACUUGAGAUAUACUCGUCGUCGUCUGAUGCUGACUCCCAGAAAGGAAGGAGAACCUUGCUAGCGCACCUUGCGCAAUUACACCUGAGUAUGAUGCAGGCAGGUUCGACGGAGAGCGCGAAGGUCGAGGAAGUCAAGAAGUACCUGACUGGUCAUCUGAGCUUAUCUAAAGAGCAAACAGCAGAUAUCAUUCGUGGCUGGACUCUGAAUCAUGUUAAGGGAGAUAUCAUCAGGCUUGGCACGUUGGCUGAGUGGCGAAUCUGCUCAUUAUCGACUGUUUGCAACGAUUCAGCAAUGCAGGAUUUUGUGAAGCACAGGAUUGAAAUGCGAAAACUUCUCGAUGACGAGCCUUCCUCCGAUAAGAUCUUCUCCUCCGUCCCUGUCAAAAAUGUUGCCAAAGAACUCUACCAGCUCGGGAUGGAUCCAAGGAUGGUGGAAAACCUCCUUGCUAGGAUGGAGACUACCGAUGACGGGUCAGCGGUCUUCUUGAAUCAGUCGGCCUUGCGGUUCGGAGUACUCACUGAUAGAGAGGAAGCGUCGCUGCGUGCAGUCUUGGACGAUCGUCUGCAGCUGGCUUGCAGGACUCUAAUGAGAGUCUCGCCCAAGGGAAUCAAAGUUACCGCGGAUGAGGCGUCGACUUUCGCUGAGAGGGUCAGCUCCGCCCUGCACGAGGACGAGGCUGUCAGGAGCGGGGCGGUCAAGAGAGAGUCUCUGGACGAGGGUGUAGCCCUGCUGGUGUUGUCGUACCUCAAAUCUGCCGACCAACCUUUAGAUUCGCUUUCUUCAGACGCCCUGCUCUCCUCCUUGCGCAACGACAUGAUCGCAGUUGAUGCCGCUGACUUCAGUGAGGUCGGCAUCUCGUCCAGACCCUCGGCGAAGCCUCAGGGUCAGCCGGGUGGAUCCGACGAGAACUACAUGCUCAACCUCAGUGAAGCGCAGAGGAUAUUCCACGAGAAGAUCCUGAGGCCGAGGACUCCCAGCAUGCAGGACCUGAUUGAGAUCAUGAGAGGGAUGCCGGCGAGCGUGGGCCCGUCCCCUCUGAGAGAGGAGGUGAGGAUUGGAAACAACUUGCCGUCCGCUGCUCUCAACAUGGCGAUGUCCGCCUCGAACGAGGGCACGAGAGGGAGCGUGUCGCUUCUGUCAGUUCAGAUCAUGAAUGCCGACGGAGUCCCCAAUGUCUCGGCAAACAAGUUUCGCAUCCUAGGCCGUCGUGCUCGCGUCUGCCUCGUCGACGUGGCUCAGCGAAAGUUUGUCGGCGGGUCCCACAUUGUUCCGAUCUCUAACAAGCGAGACAAGGGCGGGAUCAAAUGGGAGUUCUCCAAGAAGGAGGAAACAAACCCCUUCGUGCUCCGAGCGCCGUUGAACGCAGGCUUGCAGCUCUAUGUGGAGUUGUCGUCGGUGUGCAAGAAGGUCGGGUCAACAAGAGAAGGGCAGGAUGCCCUGCACAAGGGAGAGAUCAAGGAGCUUUCCCUUGGCUUUGCGUGUCUGGAGCUGAACCAAGAGGUCCUUAAGCUCAAAGGAAAAGUUCACCUCAAACUCUUCGGAGGGACUCCGUGGGGAUCCAAGGAAGUGACGGCAGCGGAGAAGAAAGGGUUCUUCUCCCGUUUCAGGAAGGCGAAGGCGGAGAUCGUUCUUAGCGUCUCCAGCUUGAAGGGAGCAUUCAAGGCUCUUCCUAACUUGUUGGUCUCCCCCACCGCCAGCCUCGAGGCCCUCGAGCAGUUCAGCCUGCUGACCCUGGAGAGCAACAAGGCCUCUCAAGGCGCAAGCAAGGUGUUGAAAUGUGACGUGGCGUCGGCUACGUUCCCCGCCAUCAUGGACACGCCAGACCUCAUGUUCCAGUUCGUGCGGAAGUGGAAGAACCAGAAGCAGAAGACCAACCAGCAGUUUGUCGACUGCGUGAAGCAGUUCUAUCCUCUGGUUCACCUCUCCACCCGGCAGCUGCCCAAGUGGCUGGACAUCGGACACGACGAGAGCGAAGAGAGGAGAAAGGCAACUAUCGACAAGUAUCUCACAUACACGGAAGGAAAGAAGAACAAGACGGUGGUUGAUGCGCUGGUAUCCGAGUUCAGCGGAGAGCCUUUCAAUAUCAGCGAGCUGCUAGCAUGA